Messenger RNA from Trichomonas vaginalis G3, 696 nucleotides. Its product is annotated as protein of unknown function, DUF4106 family. The coding region runs from base 1 to 696 and encodes 231 amino acids. NCBI's taxonomy places the organism in Eukaryota, Parabasalia, Trichomonadida, Trichomonadidae. The transcript has a single exon. The record is from RefSeq and is a predicted model, not a curated record.
AUGGCUGCACAACAACAAGAACUAGAUGAGAAGAACCCAUUCUAUGAGUUAGUAGUCAUUUGUAGUACUUCUGGUCAAUUUGACCAAACCGUCAAUUCGUUCAAAGAUAUUAUAAAAAAGUCUAAGUUAGUAUGUAUAAAAGAUACUGAGUUGUUAGAUUGGAUAAAGAAGUACCAAAGAAGAGUUUUGAAGUACAAUGCUAUAAAUGAGUAUAUAAACUCGAAGUUUAAAGACCCAAAUGAGGAAAUGCAGAGAAUAUUAGAGAAGAAACACUUCAGAAACAAACAGAAAGAGAUAGAAUACAUUUCGAAGAAAUUGCAAUCGUACGAUUGGAAGACUUACCCUCACAGAUGUCUUCUUAUCUUAGAUGACUUUGCUUCUCAUCCUUUGUUAAAGAACAGAGAACAAGAUAUGUGUCGAAUUCUUAAAAAGCUCAGACACUUUAACAUCUCAGUUGUCAUUUGUGUACAGACAGCCAAGAGUUUAAGUAAGGAUGUUAAAAGAAUACUUACUGAUAUCAUACUUUUCCCUGGAUUGUCCGAAGACGAUUUCAUGGAACUUAUGAAAGAGUCCAUGGCAGGUAAGUUUGACAGACAUGAACUAUGGGAGAAGUACAAAGUCAUACAAGACCCUCAUACUUCUUUCAGAAUUCACAUCUACGCAAACAAAGUUCAAAUUGUAAAAAGUCAAGCUUGA